This is a messenger RNA of Pangasianodon hypophthalmus (striped catfish), 2022 nucleotides long. It is a transcript of the gene lhfpl2a, whose product is annotated as LHFPL tetraspan subfamily member 2a. The coding region runs from base 444 to 1094 and encodes 216 amino acids. The record is from RefSeq and is a predicted model, not a curated record. The transcript is spliced from 3 exons. NCBI's taxonomy places the organism in Eukaryota, Metazoa, Chordata, Actinopteri, Siluriformes, Pangasiidae. Gene Ontology annotation, cellular component: membrane.
GCAGCUGCUCUGAUUCCAGUUACACUCAGCUUUCCACACUGAGCUAACAUUUUCAAGAUAAAAUCUCAGCCUGCGACAUCAUACAGAGGGACGAAAGACAGACUGAGACAGGGAGUGACAGAGAUAGAGAGAGAGAGGAGAGACAGACGGCCAUGGUCUCACUCCCUCAGUAGGAUGUAGGAGAAAAGGAGGAGAGACAGAAGAAGGAAAGAAAGAGUGAGACAGAGACAGCGAAAAGAACAACAGGAUUAUUAUAUCUGUAGGAAAGAAGACAAAGAGGGAGACAGGAAUCAUAGAAGGUUGUGAUUUGGGACACGACCUGGAGUGGCUGGUUCACUCUCCACUUUUUCUGCUGCGCUUACUUGUUUUUUCCCACCUCUCCAUCCAGUCCCUGCGCACUCUUUCACUCAGGUUCCCCUAUACACACCCCCUCUGACAUCACCAUGUGUCAUGUGAUUGUGACAUGCCGCUCCAUGCUCUGGACGCUCCUCAGUAUCGCCGCAGCCUUCAGCGAGCUCAUUGCAUUCCUUAGCCCUGAUUGGCUCGUUGGGUUCCCACGCGUCCCUGACUCUGCCUCUGAGGCAUCCACUGAGGCCUACCGCCCCACACUGGGGCUUUUUGGGCGGUGUGUUUUUGUUGGCAGAGUCAUGUGUGGCCCUUAUGCGCUGACAUUCAAUGAGAUCGCGAGCGGAUUCUGGAAAGCGGCAGCCAUUUUUCUGGCGACGGGAAUCCUGCUGCUCAGCGCUGUGGCCUUCACCUCCAUUUUCACCAUCUGCUUCCAGAGCAUCAUGAGGAAGAGCAUCUUCAAUGUGUGUGGACUACUGCAGGGCAUUGCAGGUCUGUUCCUGAUCCUGGGUCAGCUGUUGUACGCAGCAGGGUGGGGCAGUGAGAAGGUGAAGCAGUACUGUGGUGUGAACUCGUCAGCGUAUAACCCGGCGCUGUGCUCAGUGGGCUGGGCUUUUUACACAGCGCUGCUCGGCACCGUGCUCAGCUUCAUCAGCGCCGUGUUCAGCGCACAAGCCGAGAUCGCCACGUCCAGCGACAAAGUCCAGGAGGAGAUCCAACAGGGCAAAAACCUCAUCUGCCUCCUCUGAGAGAGAACCACAGGAGAAACAGAGGCCCUGAUGUCAGUCACAUUAAUGCCAGCGUGACAGCAAUCUAAUGACAAGAGAACAAAACCACUUUUAUUUUAUCUCACCACUAAAACUCUGCUCUUUAUUGUGUUCUGAUGUGGGAAAAAAUCCUCCUUCUUCAUUUUUCUCUCUGUGUUCUUUGACUUUACUCAUUCAUUUGUUUUGUUGUUUUUGGUUUGUUGCCUAGAUUUGUUUUCUACUCACUGAAAUGAAGAAUGAAAUUGUAAAUAAGUGUGUAUAUACUGUACAUAAUGAUGAUGAUGAUGAUGAGGAAACAUCUCAGUGAUGAAGGUGCUGAAACCACUAAACCACUGUCAAUUCCUGUUAUGGGUCGAAGUUCUGCACAUGUUUAACCAGGAAGCAGGAAGUUUACUCCCACUGUUCCUGGAUCAGUUCCUGGUUGUAAAACCCAAGUAGACCUGCGCAGGUGAAACUGACUCUGGAUCAGUGGACUAAAGGAGCCAUGACCUUUGUUAAGAAUCUUCUGUGUUCCUCCUUUACUUCUUCCUUCUUUUUCCGCUCAACCCUUUACUAUUUCCUCUUAUUAUUCUUACUUUUUCCUUCCUCUCUCUCUCUGUUUUCUUCAUAUCUUCCUAUAUCUUUCCUUUUCCUUCUUUACUUCCUCCCAGUCUCAGGACAAGAACCAAGAGGAAGAGAGAUUAUUGUACAACAGGAAAAGCCCUAAAGUCAUUUGUUCUUAUACAUCCAUAGAGUGUGUGUGUAUAUGUGUGUGUGUGUGUGUGUGUGUGAGAGAGAGAGAGAGAGAGAGAGAGAAUAAUCACCAGCCACAUAAUCACUGCUCUCUGCCAAAUAAAUAAACCUGACUGAACUUUGCUGGUUCUCUCCGCCUGUUUUUCCCUUCAGACUUCCAGUAAAACCCAAAGACGUA